AUGGGUCGAGCCCCAUGUUGCAGCGGCGAGCAUGCUGGUCUAAAGAAAGGUCCAUGGACACAUGAAGAGGACCAAAAGCUCGGAUCCUUUCUUCUAGACAACCCGAACACUAGUUGGCGCCAGGUCCCACAAAAGGCAGGCUUGUUGAGGUGUGGGAAAUCAUGCAGGCUAAGAUGGAUGAAUUACCUAAGGCCAGAUAUAAGGAGAGGAAACUUCACCCCAGAGGAGGAAAAUCUGAUCAUCCAACUCCAUUCUGCUUUCGGAAACAAGUGGGCAGUAAUAGCUUCCCAGUUGCCGGGAAGAACCGACAAUGAAAUUAAGAACUUAUGGAACACAAAAUUGAGGAAGCUUUUGGUUCUCAAAGGAAUCAACCCAAUAACUCAUCAGCCCUUAUGCAGUCCUUUGUUAUCCGAUUACGUCAAGCAAUGGGUUAAAUCCAUCGAAAAUGUGAUUAUCACGGGGAUAAUGACACAAUCUUCGCCGUUGGCUACAACCGAUACUAUUACUGAAAGUAACAGCCAUCUUAAUAGCCCUUCUCUUGACGUUUCUCUCCCUUCAUUCAUUCAUCCACCUUCGCAACCAUCCAUGCAUGAAGAGGUUCUGGCCCAACCCCACCUAUUCAAUUCAAUAUCUGAGGACUCAACCUUCAAAAACAAUACAUGGAUUGACAAGAAUUCUAACGGAAAUGAGAGUUUCAUUGAUAGUUUUAUGUUGGAUGAAACUAAUUUCUUCACAAGUAAUUCUAGUGAGGAUUUGAGGGAUGAAUUUGAGGGCAACACUAGCAAUACCCUCCUUGUUGGGGGCAUGGAUUCAAUGGCAUCAAGUGCAACUAUAAGUUUGGAAGAGGGGUUGAAGUAUUGGAAUUAAUCCAAACCAUUGAUUCUAGUGUUUUACACCUAGGACGAUAUUUGUAAAUGUCAUUAUGCAUAUAUGGGAACGAAAGACAGUAGGGUUUUUAGUGUUUGUAGUUGUGUGCUUGGGAAGAUCAGUUCCAUCAUAUUAUUUGGGCCAUGAUGGUUAUGUGGUUGUUUUCAUUGUAAUGAUUAUCAUCGUGAGGGAUUGGAAUCAUGUAAUUCAUCAAAGUGUUUUUCUUUUCUUUUUUCUUUUUUUUUUUCUUUUUUUUUUUUUGAACUUUUUCAAUUUUCCAAGUAAGCCCAAACAUUUGCAUCAAGUAUAGCAAACGUUUUGAAAAUUUCACGAUAUUAUCUCGCGGGAAAUUGAUCCAUAUCAUCGUGAUGAUAUUGCGAGAUUUUCAAAAUCUUGACAAUUUUUAAUUUCUCAAUUUUAUUGUGAAAUUAUUGCAUUUUUAACAUAAAACAUUUAGAAGUUAAAAUAAUUCAUUUUAGAACUAUAUGUUUAUAUUUUAAAAUUGAUUUAUUAUUUAAAUAUUUUUAAUAUUUUAUUUUCGAAAAAAUUUCUCGAUAAUAUCACAAGAAAAUAUCAAAAUAUGAAAAUCUCUCUAGAUACUCCCAGGCAAAUUUCCUAAACGAGAUUUGUCCCUGUAGCCUGAACCAUGCACACAUGCAUACAGAGAGAUUUGGCCUGUUCAUCAGCAAGCUUGCAUCAUGGGCGACCAUGAAAAUUUCUUACAAUUGGAUAUUCCUAUUCAUUUCAAAGGUUGG
Magnolia sinica is the source of this 1622-nucleotide messenger RNA. RefSeq names its product myb-related protein 308-like. Bases 1 to 867 code for a protein of 288 amino acids. The transcript has 3 exons. The record is from RefSeq and is a predicted model, not a curated record. Lineage: Eukaryota; Viridiplantae; Streptophyta; Magnoliopsida; Magnoliales; Magnoliaceae.